UUCACCACCGGAACACGAGGUCCCAUCGCAGACGGUUUUAUUUGACAGCUGUUCUUUUAAAAGACACGGUCCGAGUGGCCGACAUUAUCUUCCCAUCAUCCCUUGGUGUUCAGAGAUACAAAUGGAGGAAAUGAUUUUAACAUCUGAUUCUUCUCUAAAAUGCUCUCCUCAAGACUCUCCUCCUUUUUCACCGGGUACUAAAGAAGAAUCAGAGUCCUUUCCUGUGUCUUCUCCCAGUAGUAAUGUUCCAGCCGGACCCCCACCACCUCCUCCACCACCCCCUCCACCUCCUCCUCCACCUCCUUCUCUCCUUCCUCCUCCUUCUUUUGGUUCUCGCUCUGUUCAGCGACGUUCCAUGAAAAAACUGAACUGGGACACCAUCCCCAGCCAGCGUAUCAUGGGUAAACUGAAUGUCUGGACGACGAAGAGAACUCAGAGAGACCUGGUUCUGGAUAUUCGAAGUAUGGAGGAGCUUUUCAGUCAAGUCGAGAAACGGGCAUCAUUUCGUAGUUCAAGGGCCAGUGUUCGUAAGAACUGUGAAGGCAUAGACCUCUGUUUACAGGAACCACAGGUCACAAUUCUUGACUCCAAAAAGAGCAUGAAUAUCGGGAUCUUCCUGAGACAUUUCAAGAGGCCAGUAGCAGAGAUGGUACAAGACAUUUCACAUGGAAACUGGCUCAGAUUUGGAUCAGGAAAACUCAAGGAGCUUUGUAAACUACUUCCAGAAGACAGUGAGGUAAAGCAGUUGCUGUCAUUCACUGGGAACAUCUCUCUGUUACCUGAGGCUGACCAGUUCAUGGUGCAGUUGGUCAAAGUGCCAGGGUAUCAGGAACGCCUUAAGACUAUGAUGCUUAGGGAGGAAUUUUUUCCUCUGAUGGAGGAGGUGAAGAACUCAGUUGACAUUCUGACCAAAGCAGCUAAUGAGUUAUUGGACUGUGAUGACCUCCACUCAGUUAUCCGGCUGGUGUUGAAAGCUGGAAAUUACAUGAACGCUGGUGGCUUCAGUGCCAAUGCCAUUGGCUUCAGGAUGACCUCCCUGCUUAAUCUGGCAGACACCAAAGCCAACAAACCUGGCAUGAAUCUUAUGCACUAUGUUGCCAAGCAAGCAGAGGACAUAGAUGUGGAAUUGCUGACUUUUCCCAGUCAACUUGAACACAUUGGAAUGGCAUCAAGAAUCUGUAAAGAUGAGGUCAUCACAGAAUUUGAAAGAGAAGUCAAGAAGAUCAAGGAAGUGAAGCUCUAUUCCAGCAGAGAACCUGACCUCUUACAACAGAUGGAGACAUUUCUUAAGAGGGCUGAUGCAAAAGUGGCCGAUGUGCAGCGCACUCUCCAGGAGCUGGAUGGUGUGAGUGGCGCUGUGGCCGAGUUCUUCUGUGAGGACCCAGCCACCUUCAAACUGGAGGAGUGCUGCUCCAUCUUCCAUUCAUUUUGUAAGCGGUUUGACACAGCGGUACAGGAGAAUCGAGAGCGUGAGGCAGCAGAGCAGAGGCGCAAGCAUAGAGAGAGUGUACGAGUGUCGCCCAAACGCCACAGAACUCAGACAUCCCACCAUCCUGAACCUGAUGAGGACUCCUCCAGCUUGGAGUCUGCCUUGCACACCUUUCUCUCCAACAUUCCUGAGGGCAUAUCACGAUGUAGGAGGAUGCCCUCCGCUACAGUGUCCCCCGCAGUGACAAGUCUCUAUACCCGACAAGAGAGGCCUGAGAACAAACAGCCCAAGCUUCAAGAUGAGAACCAACAAAUAAUCGCACAAGAAAACAAAGAGGAAGCUGAAAAGAUGCGAGCGAUUACUCGGAAGGUGCUUCGCUACCAAAACAGUCAAAGUAGCCUUGAUGGAAGGAGAGUUUCAGGGACGCCUCGUCGACUAGAGAGGUGUGAAGACAGCUCUUCUACCCCAGAUACCCCUCAGCCUAGGGCCAGAGACUACUUCUUUGCCCAUAACGGGGGUGUUAGCUCUCCGUGGACCAUCCUGAGUCCUGUCAUUUGCUCCCGGAGAAACACCCCUCAGCAAAGGAGACAAACCCCAAAGCAGAGAUUAUCAAUGACAUUUGGCGGAGAUGACACCAAUGAUGGAGUCUGGGAGAGUUAUGAAGGCAACUGUCUGUCCAAUUGUGCCAUUCAGGACAGUGUAACAUGUCCAUCCAGAGGGUCUGCGUCUCUUCCUGACUGUCCCGGUCACAGAAGUGCCUCACAUGGACCAGUCCUCCGCUCUGUUUCCAUGGAUGAAACCAGGCGUCCAUCAUCUCCAGCAUCUAACUUCUGGCUGGGGGAGCUGUUCCAGAGAAGUGUCUCCCAAAGGUCGUACUCCUCUGGAUCUGGGAGACAGAGCAGGAAAGAAGAAAGAGGCAGAAUCAGUAAAAUGGGGAAUUAUUUAGAGGGACAGACAAGUUCUGGGAUCAUAUCUUUCUUCAAACGCAUUGGAGGCAAAAGUAAACCUGGUGAUGUGGAAGAACAACUACUCAAAGGAUCCAAUACUUGAUAAAAACUCAUUCAGAGACAGAGGUUCAUCCUCUGCAAUUUUCUGUUAUUAAGAUAGUUCGUCUCCUUUUUAUUGUUUUAACCUUCACUGGAACAAAGGCAACUGACGACUUGCUUUUACCAAUUGAAGGUGGCCUUUUUGUUUUUAAUGUCAAAUGAUUUCUCUAAAAUCACAUUGUC
Molecule: messenger RNA, 2658 nt
Organism: Sphaeramia orbicularis (orbiculate cardinalfish)
Lineage: Eukaryota; Metazoa; Chordata; Actinopteri; Kurtiformes; Apogonidae
Gene: fhdc3
Product: FH2 domain containing 3
Exons: 12
Coding region: 122-2479 (785 amino acids)
Source: RefSeq, a predicted model, not a curated record